AAAAAAAAAAAAUUCGAACUGUGUUUUGUUUCCUCUCUAACGGCUACAUUCUGUGACUUGUUAUUGUUUUUUGCUUUCUCUCCAUCUCUCUCGCUUCCUUGCCCUAAAUCUUCCCCCCCUUUCUCUCCCUUUUUCCUUUCUGUCCAAAGGAAAGAAAUAUGAAGCAUUUCAUGUUACCAAGAAACACGAUCUUGAGAGAGCCGAUGGAGAACACCCCUUCUUCCCCAAACCCUACCCCUUCUAAAUCCAAACGUAAACACCCUAAACCCUCCAAAGAAAACGCUCCGCCGCCCGAUCCCAACUCCCAACCUUCCCCCGCCUCAACCGCCAAGUUCAAGUCUCAGUUGCCUCCUCGCCCGCCCUCCUCCAACCCUCUCAAGCGCAAACUUUAUACCGAAACCCUCCCCGACAAUGCCUCCCUCUCUGGAAUUUCCGAUUCCGGUGUCAAGGUGGUUGUACGGAUGCGGCCACCAAUUAAAGAAGAGGAAGAAGGGGACACGAUUGUUCAGAAAGUUACUAGUGAUUCUUUGAGUAUCAAUGGGCAAACCUUCACAUUUGACUCAGUUGCCAGCUCGGAUGCAACUCAGCUAGAUAUCUUCCAGCUUGUAGGAGCACCUCUGGUCGAAAAUUGUCUUGCCGGGUUUAACAGUUCGGUGUUUGCUUACGGCCAGACUGGAAGUGGAAAGACUUAUACCAUUUGGGGUCCAGCCAACGCCUUGUUGGAAGAAAAUUUAUCAAGUGAUCAACAAGGCUUAACUCCCCGUGUGUUUGAGCGGCUUUUUGCUCGUAUAAAUGAGGAGCAAAUUAAGCAUGCUGAUAAACAACUCAAGUACCAAUGUCGCUGUUCUUUCCUUGAGAUCUAUAAUGAGCAAAUCACGGAUUUAUUGGAUCCAAAUCAAAGAAACUUGCAGAUAAGGGAAGAUGUAAAAUCUGGUGUUUAUGUUGAGAAUUUGACAGAGGAGUAUGUAAGUUCGAUGAAGGACGUGACCCAGCUGUUGAUAAAGGGAUUAUCAAAUAGAAGGACAGGUGCGACUAGUAUCAAUGCUGAAAGUUCCCGUUCACAUAGUGUCUUUACUUGUGUUGUUGAGUCUCGAUGUAAGAGUGUGGCCGAUGGUGUAAGCAGCUUUAAAACAAGCCGAAUAAAUCUUGUUGAUCUAGCAGGCUCAGAGAGACAAAAACUAACUGGUGCUGCAGGGGAACGCUUAAAGGAGGCAGGAAAUAUUAACCGUUCCCUCUCACAGCUUGGGAACUUGAUAAACAUCCUCGCUGAAGUUUCCCAAACUGGAAAGCAAAGGCAUAUCCCCUACAGAGACUCCAAGUUGACAUUUUUAUUGCAGGAAUCUCUUGGUGGCAAUGCAAAAUUAGCCAUGGUCUGUGCAAUUUCUCCAGCACAGAGCUGUAAGAGUGAAACAUUCAGCACACUACGAUUUGCUCAGCGUGCAAAGGCAAUCAAGAACAAGGCAGUUGUUAAUGAAGUAAUGCAGGACGAUGUAAAUUUUCUGCGAGAAGUGAUUCGACAAUUGAAAGAUGAACUCCAUCGUAUGAAAUCUGAUGGAAACAACCAAACUGAUCCAAAUGGGAGUUACUCAACUGGAUGGAAUGCCCGUAGGAGCUUGAAUUUGUUAAAAUUUAGCCUCCAUCAUCCAAGGACAUUACCUCAUGUUGAUGAAGAUGGUGAUGAGGAGAUGGAAAUUGAUGAGGAAGCUGUUGAGGAUUUAUGUGCCCAAAUAGGUCUGCAACCAGCAGAUAUAUAUCUCCAUUCAAAUGAAUUAACCAAACAAGAGAUAAUUGAAUCAAUUUCGGGAAAUACCACCUCUGAAAAUGGAUGCGCUGGUAAUCUAGUGCCUAACUCAUCUGAAACUUUUAAAGUGCAAGAUGCUGAGGAUACUGAUGUGAACAUGGAGGAAGAAAUCUCUGAAGAGCCUAAAACCUCUGAAAUUAUGAUUGUUGAGUGUGUUGAAACUGCUACAAACACGCCAAACAUUUUUAGUGCUCAUGAAAGUGUCAAACAGGAUCCAUGCCAGCUAACUGUUGAAACAACCGAUGGGGAUUCUCCUGCAAUUCUUAAGUCUCCAACACCAAGUGUCUCACCUAGAGUGAAUCAGAGUAGGAAGAGUCUGAGGACAUCAUCAAUGUACUCUGCUUCACAGAAAGAUCUUAGGGAUGAUAAACCAGAGACUAUGCGGGUCACACCAACCGAACAUUUAGCAGCUAGCCUCCACCGUGGUCUUGAGAUUAUUGAUAGUCACCGACAGAGUUUGGCAUUGAGGAGGUCAUCAUUUCGUUUUUCAUUAAAACCUGCUGAUUCUAAGCCAAUCCUUGCAGCUAGAAAAGUUGAUGUUGGAGUUCAAACUUUUCCACAAGAAGAAGACCCAGUAGUAUUUCUAUGUAGCAAUUGUACACAGAGAACAAACCUAGAUGGCAAAGAGGACACUGAAAACUCUAACCUGCAAUUAGUUCCUGUUGAUGAGUCCGAUUCUGGUGAAAAAACCAAGAAGCAAGUCCCGAAGGCAGUGGAGAAGGUUUUGGCUGGAUCUAUCAGGAGAGAAAUGGCUCUUGAAGAGUUCUGUGCCAAGCAAGCUUCUGAAAUAAUGCAAUUAAACCGUUUGGUACAACAGUACAAACAUGAGCGAGAGUGCAAUGCUAUUAUAGGGCAGACAAGGGAGGAUAAAAUUCUUCGCCUUGAGAGCCUUAUGGAUGGUGUUUUACCUACUGAGGAAUUCAUGGAAGAAGAGCUUGUUUCCCUAACCCAUGAGCACAAGCUUCUGAAGGAGAAAUAUGAGAAUCAUCCUGAGGUUUUAAGAACAAAGAUUGAGCUGAAAAGAGCUCAGGAUGAGCUGGAGCGUUUUCGAAAUUUUCAUGAUUUGGGUGAGAGGGAAGUGUUGUUAGAAGAAAUUCAGGAUUUAAGAAAUCAGUUACAGUAUUAUAUCGACCCUUCUUCUACAUCAGCUCGAAGAAGAAAUUCUUUACUGAAGUUAACAUAUUCAUGUGAGUCCAAUGUCCCUCUACCUCUUAGAGCAAUACCAGAGACAAAUGAGGAGAGUGCUGAAGAGAAAUUUGAACAAGAGAGAAUCCGGUGGACUGAGGCCGAAGGCAAAUGGAUUUCUCUUGCGGAGGAAUUAAGGACUGAACUUGAUGCUAGUAAGUUGCUGGCAGACAAAAGGAAGCUGGAACUAGAUAUGGAGAAGAAAUGUGCAGAAGAAUUGAAGGAAGCAAUGCAGAUGGCUAUGGCGGGACAUGCAAGAAUGCUUGAACAGUAUGCUGAUCUUGAGGAAAAACACAUGCAAUUGCUUGCAAGGCAUAGGAAUAUUCAAGAGGGAAUAGAUGAUGUUAAAAAGGCAGCUGCUAGGGCAGGGGUCAAGGGUGCUGAAUCCAAGUUCAUAAAUGCCCUUGCUGCUGAAAUUUCUGCAUUGAAAGUGGAAAGGGAAAAGGAGAGGCGAUACCUUAGGGAUGAGAAUAGAGGACUCCAGGCUCAAUUAAGGGAUACUGCUGAAGCAGUUCAGGCUGCAGGUGAAUUGCUUGUACGACUUAAAGAAGCAGAAGAAGCUGUGGCUGCUGCCCAAAAGCGGGCAAUGGAAUCAGAACAAGAAACUGAAAAGGCUCACAGACAGAUUGAAAAAUUAAAGCGAAAACACGAACAUGAGAUCAGCUCUCUUAAUGAGCUACUUACAGAAUCACGUCUACGUAAAGAAGGAACACAACAUACUUUUGAUAAUGUUGACCUUGCCAAGCAUGAUGCGGGUGAGUUCCAUGAUGCCGAUUCUGAUCAGCAAUGGCGGCAAGUAUUUGACCCCUUCUACAAUGGUGAAGAUGAAUCAUGUCUACCUAAAGAAGUAAUACAACAUACUUUUGAUAAUGUUGACAUUGCCGACCAUGAUGCAGGUAAGUUCAAUGAUGCCAAUGAUACUGAUCAGCAAUGGCAACAAGUAUUUGAACCAUUCUAUAAUGGUGAAGAUCAUGAGUUAUCAAAGCUUGAAGAAAACUCGUCAUGGUUCUCCGGAUAUGAUCGUUGCAAUAUUUAGAUCACGUUUAACUGCAGAAUCAUGUAUGUAUACUAACAGUUUCUCUCGUAUAGCUCCAAAACUCUAGCAGUUUUUCUGUUCAUCUGGUUAUUACCAGUUGUUGCCCAUCUAGGUAGUGGGACCAUUAUCUUGGUUCCCUUAUUGUUCUUUGUAAUCAAAUCCAGAUUCUUUCAUACAUAAGAGUUGAAUGAAUGACUUGUAUUCUUUUCUUA
This is a messenger RNA of Gossypium raimondii (Peruvian cotton), 4234 nucleotides long. RefSeq names its product kinesin-like protein KIN-12B. The record is from RefSeq and is a predicted model, not a curated record. The coding region runs from base 159 to 4022 and encodes 1287 amino acids. The transcript is spliced from 17 exons. Gene Ontology annotation, biological process: microtubule-based movement. NCBI's taxonomy places the organism in Eukaryota, Viridiplantae, Streptophyta, Magnoliopsida, Malvales, Malvaceae. Gene Ontology annotation, molecular function: ATP binding; microtubule binding; microtubule motor activity.